Cajanus cajan (pigeon pea) is the source of this 3507-nucleotide messenger RNA. RefSeq names its product FT-interacting protein 1. The record is from RefSeq and is a predicted model, not a curated record. NCBI's taxonomy places the organism in Eukaryota, Viridiplantae, Streptophyta, Magnoliopsida, Fabales, Fabaceae.
GUAGAAUUUGUUGGAUUCAGAAUCGAAUAUUGGUUUACUUGUGGAUAGACACAACGAAGAAAAUUUAAAGGAUGUGAAGGUGGUACUUGGUUGUGGAGAUCAUUGAUGCUCAUGAUCUUAGUGCAUUUGUAGAACAGUAGAAGUACACUUUGAAAACCAACUAAGCAGAACCAGAACUGUCCCAAAGAACCUCAACCCCACUUAGAAUCACAAACUGUUAUUCCAUUUGGAUGCAACCAAGCCUUGGUCUACCACGAGAGGAGAGACCUAUUCCAGGCCAAAAAUUUCUUGGAAGGGAAAGAAGUCCUUGCUCUAAUCUUGUUAAGAAAGGUGAGGAAGUUCAUCAAACUUACCCUUUAAAGAAAAAGUUUCUCUUCUGUGAAGGGUGAGAGUAGCCUUAAAGUCUAUAUUGCAUCAUCAUAGUCCAAACCUAAAGCUUCUUCUUCCUUUCCACUUCAGAACUAGAAAAUCUCUCAUCUCCAACUUCACCAAAAGUACCAGAAUCCAAAUCCAAAUCCAAAUCCAACAUUACUAACCUUCCUCUUUGUCCUCCCCCAAACACAGAAAUAUUGACCUUACUAACAUAACAUCAGAAGGUGACCCCAAAGUUGAAGGUGCUGAAUUUGACACCGCAAAAACAAUCACAGAAGAAGCUUAGAAUGUAAACUCAGCUGCAUUGGCAAAUUUCGACAUUUCAGUCUAGUGGCAUUGAUGCUGAUCAAAAAUCAAGAUCCAAAAGAGGAAAGCAUAUAGAUAACAAAACAACUACACAAAGAACAAGUUCACCCGCAGCCAAUGAAUUCAAUAAAAAGAAGACAAAGAGGUGCUCCAGUCACAAUGCACUCAGUUGGCCCUCAAGUCCAUCCUAGUAGCCAAGCCCAAGAUGAAGACUACAAUCUGAGGGAGACCGAUCCACAGCUCGGGGAGCGGUGGCCUAAUGCAAGAAGAGGGUGGAUGAGUGGUGGUGAAAGAUUCUCAAGCACACAUGACCUUGUUGAGCAGAUGUUCUAUCUGUAUGUUAGGGUGGUGAAAGCCAAAGAUCUUCCCCCAAGCAUUCUCACCUCAAGCUGUGAUCCUUAUGUGGAAGUGAAGCUGGGGAACUACAAAGGAAGAACAAAGCACAUAGAGAAGAAAACCAAUCCGGAGUGGAACCAAGUCUAUGCUUUCUCUAAAGACAGAAUUCAAUCUUCUAUUUUGGAAGUCAUUGUGAAAGACAAAGAUAUGGUGGGAAGAGAUGAUUAUAUUGGAAGGGUGGCAUUUGAUCUAAAUGAAGUUCCAACCAGAGUUCCCCCAGAUAGUCCACUGGCUCCUCAGUGGUACAGACUCGAGGACAGGCGAGGAGAAGGGAGGGUAAGGGGUGAUAUCAUGCUUGCAGUGUGGAUGGGAACUCAAGCUGAUGAAGCUUUCUCAGAGGCUUGGCAUUCUGAUGCCGCAACUGUGUAUGGAGAGGGUGUUUUCAAUGUCAGAUCAAAGGUUUAUGUGUCACCAAAACUAUGGUAUCUAAGGGUGAAUGUCAUUGAAGCACAAGAUGUGAUACCAAGUGACAGAAACCGCCUGCCAGAGGUUUUUGUCAAGGCUCAGAUGGGGAGCCAAGUGUUGAGGACCAAGAUAUGUCCAACUAGGACAACCACACCACUUUGGAAUGAAGAUUUGGUUUUUGUGGCAGCUGAACCAUUUGAGGAGAUGUUGACAAUCACUGUGGAGGAUCGAGUGCACCCUUCAAAAGAUGAAGUACUAGGGAAGAUAACCUUGCCAUUGACCCUCUUUGAGAAGCGGUUAGACCACAGACCGGUUCAUUCGCGUUGGUUCAAUCUAGAGAAGUUUGGUUUUGGAAUGAUGGAAGCUGAUAGGAGAAAUGAGCUUAAAUUUUCAAGCAGGAUUCACCUAAGAAUUUGUCUUGAAGGUGGCUACCAUGUCCUUGAUGAGUCCACUAUGUAUUCUAGUGACCAAAGACCAACAGCUAGACAGCUAUGGAAGCAGCCUGUUGGAAUACUUGAAGUAGGCAUCUUAGGAGCCCAAGGACUCCUCCCAAUGAAGAUGAGGGAUGGCCGCGGCAGUACCGAUGCAUACUGUGUUGCCAAGUAUGGCCAAAAAUGGGUCAGAACCAGAACAAUUCUUGACACUUUCAGUCCAAAAUGGAAUGAGCAAUACACAUGGGAGGUUUAUGAUCCUUGCACUGUGAUAACACUUGGUGUUUUUGACAACUGCCAUCUAGGUGGAGGGGAAAAAGCUACUAGCGGCACUGCAUCCAGGGAUUCAAGAAUUGGAAAGGUAAGGAUUAGGCUCUCAACACUUGAAGCUCAUAGGAUAUACACUCAUAGCUACCCCCUUCUUGUUUUGCAUCCACAUGGUGUCAAGAAAAUGGGUGACCUUCAGCUAGCAGUGAGGUUCACGAGCCUCUCACUGGCUAACAUGGUUUACAUUUAUGGCCAACCCUUGCUUCCAAAGAUGCAUUACUUGCGCCCUUUCACCAUUAACCAAGUAGAGAGUUUGAGGUACCAAGCCAUGAACAUUGUGGCAGUGAGGCUUGGAAGAGCUGAACCUCCCCUCAGGAAGGAAGUGGUGGAGUACAUGUUGGAUGUUGAUUCCCAUAUGUGGAGCAUGAGAAGAAGCAAAGCCAACUUCUUUCGCAUCAUGUCACUUUUCUCUGGCAUCAUCACAAUGGGGCAAUGGUUUAGCCAAGUUUGCCAUUGGAAGAACCCCAUCACAUCAAUCCUAGUUCACAUUCUCUUCCUCAUACUCAUUUUCUACCCUGAAUUGAUCCUUCCAACUUUGUUCCUCUACAUGUUCUUGAUUGGCCUGUGGAACUAUAGGUUCAGACCUAGACACCCACCCCACAUGGACACAAAACUCUCAUGGGCAGAAGCAGUUCACCCUGAUGAGCUUGAUGAAGAGUUUGACACAUUCCCAACUUCAAGAUCACAUGAUGUGGUGAGAAUGAGGUAUGACAGGCUUAGAAGUGUUGCAGGAAGGAUUCAAACAGUUGUAGGGGACAUAGCAACACAGGGAGAGAGGUUUCAGUCUCUACUGAGUUGGAGAGACACCAGAGCAACCAGCCUCUUUGUUGUGUUCAGCUUUUGUUCAGCUGUGGUUCUCUAUGCAGCACCACCGAGAGUGGUGGCUAUGGUAAUAGGUUUGUAUUAUCUGCGGCAUCCUAAGUUUCGUAGCAAACUUCCUUCUGUACCUAGCAACUUCUUCAAGAGGUUACCAGCAAGAACAGAUAGCAUGCUGUGAAACGUAGUUUUAAGACUAAGUAUGGAUUUUACUCAUUUUAGUCAUUUCGUGUAGUUUAUUUUUAUUCAAACAGUUGUUCACACGAUGUAACUUAACAUAAACGUUAGACCCCAGAUUAAGAUUAGCAUCCCUGAAUUAUCCUUUGUAAAAAUCGAAAUGGGGGUUAUAUGUAUCAUAGAUUUUCAGUUCUGUAAAUUUAUCUAGACAAUAUCAAUGAUAACCCGGGGGUCUAAUCACGCAAAUUGCUAGUUGCAAGUUUGAAAUUCAGUUAAA